AUGUCUGCUCGAUCAUAUUGUAAAACUAAUGCUGGGAAAUUUCAUGAUUGUGAUUAUGUUGAUACUAAACGACAAAAAAUCGCACGUAGUAAAGAUGAUGAAUAUUAUGAGGAAUUUCUAACUGGACUGUAUUCAAUAGCGCAUCAGUUAGUCUCUUCACCUGUUGAACCUCCUGUUGAACCACCUCCAAUCAUUGACGAUGAUGAAACUUUUGACAAUUUAAGAAAUAUGAUUCAGAAUGAAUACAAUAUUGGUGCUCUGGAAGAUGGUGAAAUGAUAGAUCAAUCAAUCAUCACUUCAAAGUUUAAUAAUUUAGCGAAGGACAUUAGUGAAGAAACGUCAAUUCCAAAGCUACAAGAUGGUGGUUUUUGGAAUAUUGAGAUAAUAGGUGAUCUUUUGUUGAAUGAUAAGUUAAAAGAUGAAUUGCAGAAUAUUCGGUUGAAUAGAUUACGUUACAGACAAGAUUACGAGAAGAUAAAAGAGUUAGAGAAUUCUGUUAGUGAUAUGGAUGCUUUUACAAUGAUAAGAGAUGGAAUAAGGAAGGACACAUCUAUAGCUAAUUUGGAAAGUAAUGGAUAUUGGGAUCGUAGAAUAAGAACUGAUAAUUACUAUGACCAAAUUAAGAAUGAGCUUCCUAGUAUUAAAAAUCCAACACAAUUACAAGAUGGUUCGAGGAUUGAUAGACGAAUCAGACAAUUGGAAAAUAUCAAUCUAACAGGAGGAAGAGAUGUGAACGAUCUUCAACGUUUACGAGUUAGCUUGUUAGAUUCUUUAUUGAGCCAAUUAGAGGUUGAUGAUACAAGCAAACUUGCGAGUGAUAUAUUGACAUUGAACGCAACUUUAUUGGGUGAUCAGAGAAGCAAGCAAAGAACUUGUCGAUGGGGAAAAUAUAAUAAGAAGAUACAAGAGAUUGAUCAACAAUAUUUAGAUUUACCGAGAACAAAGGAACAAUUACAACAAGAAUGUCGAGAUCGUUCAUUGGAGGAUAAUAAUCUGUUGGAUCAGAUGAUAAAAUCAUCAACAGAACUGUCAGAUAUGCAAAAAGCGGAGUAUCAAAAGAUUAGGACUUCUAUUAAUGACAUUUACAAAGACGAAGAACGUGAUCACUAUUUUGUUGAUCCGGAUGAUCUAGAGUAUAGAAGUGUCUUUCUCGAUACAUCAAAAGCAUCUUUUGAGGAUGUUAAGCAAUUGAUUACCAAGAUAUUAAAGACAAAGAAUAAGAUAUAUGCAAAGUUACGUAGCUUUUUUGGAGACAAGAUAACUAUUCAAAUUCUCAGAUUGGUUGUGAGAUUAGCAACAGAUGAUAUCAAAAUUUUGUUGAAUUCAACAUGUGAUCUUGUGAAGGAUGAUGAGAAAUUACUAAAAAGAAUUGAUGAGAAGCUUAAUAAGAAACGCAAACCACUCAAGAUUAGUAAUAGCGAGUUUAAGAAUCCAGAUCCAUUGGGUGCGGUAGACUCUGUUAUGUCAUGUUAUAAAGAGGUGGUUGAAACGAAUAAUGAUGAGUUAAACGAGAUAAAAAAAUUGGUACUUGAACAGUUUCACAAGCAACCUGAUGUUACUGGAAUGGGAGCAUUCCUCAAAUUUGCUCCUGAAGGAGAUUUUAAGUAUAAAAUAUUACCGGGCCCGUUAAACAAGAAUCAGUUUGUCUACGUGAUUUAUCGAAUUUUGGUUGAACGUGAACUUGAUGAAUUACGUCAAGAGAACGAAUUGUUAAGGAAGAGAAAUGAGCAGUUGCAAAACUAUCAAAAUCAAGUUUCGGAGAUAUUAACGUGGAAAUAUCCACUUUUUAACCUAUUUUUACAAACAUUAAAACAAAUUUUUAUCAUAAUUGCAAGUACACGUGUUGGGAUGGAGAAUACCGAUUUGAUCCCAAGAAUAACUAAUUAUGUUGAGGAAAUAGUUAAAGAAAAUGAGACUUUGAGAGAGAUUAACGAGCAGUUAGAAAAUUAUAAGACAGAGAACAUUUCAUUAUAUUAUCAUUAUCAUAUUUUAAAAUUUAUUAGAAUGUUUGGAAUGCUCUAUAUGGCCGGUUGGUUGGUUUUGGCUUUUAGAUUUCAACACUUGGCAUUUGUUUAG
Messenger RNA from Dentiscutata heterogama, 2076 nucleotides. The record is from the annotation of a GenBank genome assembly. NCBI's taxonomy places the organism in Eukaryota, Fungi, Glomeromycota, Glomeromycetes, Diversisporales, Gigasporaceae.